UAGAUCCUAGCUGAGCUGCCAUGUCUUCAGUGGAUGAGGAGAGCCUGCCAGAUCUCCCCCCGGAUUCUCCAGGGAGUUCUGUGUCCAGCAGAUUGAUGGAGGAGUAUGAGGAACUUCUGAAGCAUGCGGUGGUCGUCCCUAACUACGACCCCAAACAUAUCCCACAAACCAUCACCGAGGUCAGGGAAACAUUUCACCAAGUAACGAGAGAGACACUGGUUCAAGUUCAUAGAGAGGAAGAAUCUGAAGAUGACCCAGACACUACACCAGUGGUUGUCAAGAUUACCAGAGAAUCACAGCUUCCGGAUUUUGGUCAAAGUCCAAUCAACUCCCAGCUUUCUGAACAGUCAGAUCCAGAAACACCUAGGAAUGAAAUGUCAGCAGAAGAAGAACAGCAAAAAGUCCCACCCCCGCUAUUCCAUUCCAAGAACACAAGCCAAUCAGAACAUCGAGAGGGUCAAAGGUCAUUCCACAGUGAGGGUCAAAGGUCAUUCCAUAGUGAAGGGCAUAGGUCAUUUCAAAGUGAAGGUCAUAGGUCAUUUCCAAGGGAGCAGACCACAGUUGAGACAGAAUAUGUGUCAAGUAUUGACCCAGACGUGACUAAUAUGGAAAACGUGCUGGAUCAUUGGACAUCAGACCUGAAAAAGAAUGUCUUGGCUGAGUUUAGUAAAGCCAAAAUCAAAAUUGUGGAGAGGUGUAAACAGACUCUACUCAGGGAGCAGGAGUGUUCUGCAUCGGAACGAAGGAACCUCCAGAAUGAGAUGGAGAGAAUGAAGGAGCUCCUCCACACGUACGAGACGUCGAUACAGAGAAAGGACCAGGUCAUAUCGAACCUGACUCAGGCCCUCAGUAAACAGAAGGAAAAACAGGACACCAUGAAGACGUUCUCAGAGUGGAAAAUACAGCAUGUGGAUCUCAAAAGGGAGAAAUUUGCAGAGAAGUUGGCCCAGCGGUACCAUGAGCGAAGGCUACAACAGAAGGUUUGGGAGGCGUGGCACUCUGUGAUCGAGAACAAAUGGCGGACCCGGGUAGAGAAGGCAUGUCAGGCCAAGGCUCAGGAGAUUUGUAUGCAGCUGACCAACGACUAUGAGGCUAAAGUAGCAGAUCUGACAGAGUCCUUAAAUGCUGCCCGCGAGGAGAUAUGUAAGCUUCACAAGGAACGAGAGCAGUACGAGGAAACCAUGAAGAAAGCAUUCAUGCGUGGAGUGUGUGCACUUAACCUCGAAGCCAUGACUGUAUUUAACAAAGAUGACCAAAAAGAAAACAGACCGUCUGGAGAUUUUUCGGAUAAUUUAGAGAGCAGCCUCCCAGAGAAGGAUUUCAGUGCCCCGAAGACUAUCCCCCAGGAACCUAUAUUUACUUCACAUCCAGGAUACGAGGCCUCUGCACCCAAGGUCAUAACAAGUCAGGGGUCAAGGUCAACUACUCUAUCUAGUAUGGCACAGUCCAAAGCAAAUAUGGCAGCUACAAAAUCAUCUUCUUCCCAAAAAGGAAAAAUAGUUCCAGCUAAAGUUACAAGUAAAAUUGACAGUCAUCGACCAAGUUCUGGGUCAAGGGGCGGAGUUAAGACACCUAGGCCAGCCUCCUCUGGAGGGUCACGACCUACUGACCUUGGGGUCAAUGGUGUAGCUCCGCCUAUGAGUUCUGUCAUAGUGGAAAGACAUCAACCUGUUACCAAGGAAACCAUAGGAAAAGCUACAGCAGUAAAAUACCCCUCCAAGAAAACGUCCACAUUAGCUGACCAUUCACAAGGGGGCGUGUCCCAUAGGAAGAUAGCAGGUCAGGCUUCAACUGGCCCCGCCCACAUACAGACUGUUAAAGUAGUGGACUGAUAGAGAUUAGUUAAUUAGUGAUAUGUACAGUAUAAUUUUUUAAUUGUGAAAAUAAUUGUACUGAAAUGCUAAAAUGAAUUUUAAUUUAUUUUUUCCUGUAGACAGUUGAUUUAGAUCUGACAGAAUGAGAGAAUGUAAUGAAUUUCUUUAGGAGUAUUCAAAACAUAUUUGGAAUUUUCAAAUGCAGUUUAAUAAUUAGGCUUAAAAAUGAAAAAAAAAAUUUGUUUA
Saccostrea cuccullata (small rock oyster) is the source of this 2060-nucleotide messenger RNA. RefSeq names its product centrosomal protein POC5-like. The record is from RefSeq and is a predicted model, not a curated record. The transcript is spliced from 11 exons. Gene Ontology annotation, cellular component: centrosome. Bases 21 to 1832 code for a protein of 603 amino acids. Lineage: Eukaryota; Metazoa; Mollusca; Bivalvia; Ostreida; Ostreidae.